AUGGCAAGGAGACGCAAAAGGAAAUCGCUCCUCCUGCUACUGUUGAUUGCUGUCGCCGCGCUUUGGAUGCUCCUCAUGCACUUCACAUUGUGGACGAUGGAGCGCCGGAAGGCGUCUAAUCCGGCGGCGGCGCCGGCGGUGGCAGGAGCUGCUGCCCAGGAGGCAACGGGUGUCUUCUCAGCCGAACGCGCGCCAGUGCCCAAGUCGACGCCUCAGGUAUGGGCGCUGGGGAAGUUGAUGGAGUUAGGGUACGAGCGAGAAACACACUUUGACCUGGACAGCCGCACUGCGUGGCGUUGGUCGAACGGGUCCUGUCCAAUGGCCGCAGCGGGCGUCCGGCCGCCCGUGGCGCGAAACCGCCACGCUCCCAUCGCCUACCUCACAUUCAUCUCCAACGAGAAGUUUGUGGAUGGGGCCUUGGUGCUCGGGGCGUCGCUGCGCAACACCUCCCGCUUUCUGCGGCACGGGGUGGCGGACCUAGUUGUCAUGGUCACUGCCAGCAGAGUCAGCGCGGCGUCGAGGAGACGGCUGCUUAGCGACGGCAGAUACACGCACGUGUUUGAGGUCCCCUCGCUGGCGGAACGCGUCCACGCGACGUCGGGCCCUUUUCGCGACACCUUAGACAAGAUCUACAUGUUUAACCUCACCAUGUAUGAGAAGCUUGUCUUUAUGGAUGCCGACAUGAUUGCGAUACGGAGCAUGGAUAGACUCUUCUCACGGCCCAAGGUGCGGAGCCCAGAGUACGUGGCGGCGGUGGGAGGCAAAGGCUACUUCCAGACCGGCAUGAUGAUCAUCAUUCCCACGCAGGAGAUGUUUAACUGCGUCUACGACAGGCUGCUUCAGGGGGCGCCGCCAAACGGGCGUCGCUUUAUCGGUCACGCGGCUCGUGACGGGGCGCUGCUGCGGGACGUCUUCCAGACCCGGUUCUACCCGAUAAACCCAAUGUACAGCCGCAACCUCAAUCCCCGGUAUCGCGUGGAUGUGAAGAUUCCUGGCGAGGGGACCAUCGUGGCCGUUCACCUGCGUGGCAUAAUAAAGCCGUGGUUCGACCGGCGGCUGCCAAACUUGCAUACCACACUUGGCAAGAAGGAGUUUGGCUUCACCUACCUGCAUUGGUGGACCUUGUACGAGGAGGAAGUACACAAAAAGAGUGCCUACUACUUGAAGGCGCUGCAGAUGCAAUCGGAGGGACGCGCACCAGGCUCUGAGUUCGUUGUAGUGGACGGCGUCGCGUUUGGGACGAAUGACACAAGUGCGAAUGGUGCGCCUAUCUCGCCCCUGACACAUGUGUGGAUGCAGCGGCACUCCAGGGAAGCGUACACGCAGCUUCUGUCGUCCGAGGACAAGCGGCGACGCAACCGCACACUUCCCUCCAUGCAAAAAAUUCCUAGCCCGGCCUUUGGUCUCUCAUGCGAUGCCGUGUGUGCCCAACGGGGGCUGCGGUGUGCCCCUGAAGCGCUGUACUUUACCUCGCUCAACGACUGCGAGGAGCUGCGGUCGGUGUUCGGUUGCAGCCGGUGUGAGCUGGGCGUCUACUGGCGGCCGCACCCCGGGAAUGACUUCCCCGCCGUGGAGGCGGUCUCGCGGGAGGUGGAGGACAGAGGGGGCCAGAGGUAUAGGCGGCGGCGGAGGAACCCGGCCACGCUUGUGUGCCGCUACAACUACUUGCGCGAUGCGCGGGGGCUUCCCAACUGCACGGCGAGCCACCCGACGACUCGUCGCUACUGCCCCUGCGUGCCCGCCCCGUGA
Molecule: messenger RNA, 1749 nt
Organism: Trypanosoma conorhini
Lineage: Eukaryota; Euglenozoa; Kinetoplastea; Trypanosomatida; Trypanosomatidae
Product: putative glycosyl transferase
Exons: 1
Coding region: 1-1749 (582 amino acids)
Molecular function (GO): glycosyltransferase activity
Source: RefSeq, a predicted model, not a curated record